AUGCCUUUUCAAGCGUUCAAGCGAAUACCAGUUUUAAUCGGACCUGUGGCUACGCCAGUCAACAACUCUAAUCUAUACUUUACGCUCAUGCAAAUUGUUGUUGCUAUUCUAUGUCUGGUGGCACUGGUAAUUAUGUUGAGAAUCAAUACUUUAACUUAUCGAAAACGACACGAGUCGAUGAUGCAGUUGGCUGACAGAUAUCAUUUGGACGAGAAUAUUCGAAUAGGGAAAUAUUAUAUACCUGUUGCUCUGAACGACUUCAUUUGCAAGGUGAUUUUCGUAGGACUUUUGGCAUAUUCGGUAUUUUUCACUGAUAUUCCACUUGGCCACGAUACGACCCAUCUAAGUCAUGCAUACGAUGUGAUGUUCGCGUGCCAACGAAUGUUCUUCGGGUUGGCGUUGACAUUGCGAAGCGAGAAAUUUGAUAAUCUGAUGAGACGAAAGAAGAGAGCCAUUCGGGUGCUUGACAGUCAAACAUCAAUUAAUCAUUUUGAUGGACUCAGAAAACUUUGGUCAUGA
Messenger RNA from Haemonchus placei, 519 nucleotides. Lineage: Eukaryota; Metazoa; Nematoda; Chromadorea; Rhabditida; Trichostrongylidae. The record is from the annotation of a GenBank genome assembly.